GUGGGAGGCGGACGGGAACGGGGGCGGGAAGUUCCCGGAAGGAGCGAGACAGGGAGGGACAGGGCUGAGGAGAGGAAGGCGAUGCGACGGACAGGCGCACCCACUCAGGCUGACUCUCGGGGUCGAGGUCGGGCCAGGGGCGGCUGCCCUGGGGGCGAGGCGGCGGCAUCUCUUCCUCCACCUCCCGGCGGAACCCGAGGACAGGAGCCUCAGAUGAAAGAAACUAUCAUGAACCAGGAGAAACUCGCCAAACUGCAGGCACAAGUGCGCAUUGGUGGGAAAGGAACUGCUCGCAGAAAGAAGAAGGUGGUUCAUAGAACAGCCACAGCAGAUGACAAAAAACUUCAGUUCUCUUUAAAGAAGUUAGGGGUAAACAAUAUCUCUGGUAUUGAAGAGGUGAAUAUGUUCACAAAUCAAGGAACAGUGAUCCACUUUAACAACCCUAAAGUUCAGGCAUCUCUGGCAGCAAACACUUUCACCAUUACGGGCCAUGCUGAGACAAAGCAACUGACAGAAAUGCUCCCCAGCAUCUUAAACCAGCUUGGUGCCGACAGUCUGACCAGUUUAAGGAGACUGGCUGAAGCUCUGCCCAAACAAUCUGUGGAUGGAAAAGCACCACUUGCCACUGGAGAGGAGGAUGAUGAUGAAGUUCCAGAUCUUGUGGAGAAUUUUGAUGAGGCUUCCAAGAAUGAAGCAAACUGAAUUGAGUUAACUUCUGAAGAAGAUAAAUCUUGAAGAAGUUACUGGGAGCUGCUAUUUUAUAUUAUGACUGCUUUUUAAAAUUUUGUUUAUGGAUCUGAUAAAAUCUAGAUCUCUGAUAUUUUUAAGCCUAAGCCCCUGGACACUGCAGCUCUUUUCAGUUUUUGCUUAUAUACAAUUCAUUCUUUGCAGCUAAUGAAGCUGAAGAAGCCUAAGAAUAAAGUUUGAGACAAAGAUAAAUAAAAUUCUUUGCCUAGUAUAUGGUUUUAUUUUUUAUUUCAUUGAUACCAAUUUGUACACAGAAGGCAAAAUUGUUUAUAGAAAGCUAAUCAUGGCAUGUAAUAUGACUGAUAAUCAUGAAUGGAAACUGAUUAAAGAUUUAAAUGACAGUAUAA
Bubalus bubalis (water buffalo) is the source of this 1094-nucleotide messenger RNA. It is a transcript of the gene BTF3, whose product is annotated as basic transcription factor 3. Lineage: Eukaryota; Metazoa; Chordata; Mammalia; Artiodactyla; Bovidae. Bases 82 to 702 code for a protein of 206 amino acids. The record is from RefSeq and is a predicted model, not a curated record. Gene Ontology annotation, cellular component: cytosol; nascent polypeptide-associated complex. The transcript has 6 exons.